UCCUCAGCCAAAAAAACAAACAUGAGCACCGCACCCUAGAGUCGGACAUGACUAGACAGGGAAACCUUUAUUUUUACCUAUCAUCUGAAACUGAUUGCUGUUUAUUAUUUGAUAAUAGCAUUUAUGAACAGUAUAUAUAAUAACUUGGGAUGCAAAAGAAUAGAAGAAUGUUGAAUUUGCUUUUACUUUUUAUUUCAGAAGGCAACAUUUUCCGUCUUUGUUAAUCUAGUUUUGCCUAAUCUUUUCUUUAGAUAAUCAUGCCAUCCCCUCUUCCUCUUAAUCGUCUCCUCCACCUGGAAUUUUCUCCAUCUGUGAAUGCACGACCCUGCAGUAGCCCUUUGGUCUGUCCUGCCAAAGGAGAAAAGUUCUUUGGGGUGGGAAGUGUGUCUAGGAUUCGUCGGCUACCCCCCCACUUAGCAUGGUGUUCAAUCGAUUGGGAUCAGUUAUGUCUCUUGCAUCUCUUGGGCUCUGGUGGCUUUGGUUCUGUCUACAAGGCAAUUUACCAUGGAGCUACAGUGGCUGUAAAACAAGUGAAGAGAUGCAGUAAGAACCAUUUGGCAUCACGGCAAAGCUUCUGGGCAGAACUUAAUGUAGUACGUCUUGACCAUAACAAUGUGGUACGCAUAGUAGCUGCUAGCACAUGUACCCCUGCUAGUCAGGAUAGUUUGGGUACCAUAAUUAUGGAAUAUGCAGGUAAUUGCACUCUACAUCAUGUUAUCUAUGGGACUGGCUAUUUAACAGGAAAUAACAAUGAUAUCCUUAAAUGUGACCAUGGGUUUUUGAGUACAGCUCAGGCUGUCAUUUACUCUCAUGAUAUUGUGGCAGGGUUAAUAUUUCUCCAUUCUCAGUUAAUUGUGCAUCUGGAUUUAAAACCUGCUAACAUAUUCAUCACAGAACAUAAUGUUUGCAAGAUUGGAGACUUUGGAUGCUCCCAAAAGUUAGAAGAUAGUGAAUCAUCAGGACUAUAUAUUUGUCAUCAAGGAGGAACGUACACACAUCGUGCUCCUGAAUUACUUAAAGGUGAGAAAAUGACAACCAAGGCAGAUAUCUAUUCUUUUGCUAUUACUCUCUGGCAAAUGGUAACACAGCAAGAGCCUUAUCUGGGUGAGCGCCAGUAUAUACUUUACUCUGUGGUAGCAUGUAACCUGCGUCCCUCUCUAAAUGCAGCUGUGUUUAAAGGUUCAGCCACUGGCCAACAACUAGAGACAAUAAUUGAAAACUGUUGGGGAGCUGAUGUAGCCAAGCGUCCUAGCGCAGAAUGUCUCCUUCACAAUCUUCAUUGCUUGCCUGUAGUAGUAUAAAUAGAUUUUGUCUUAUCUUUUGCUACUUUUAUUGAUUAUUAUCUUUCUCCUAGCUAAAGUGUAUGUUAUUGAUCUUUGAUGCUUUCCAGAAAUAUAUAUAUUUAAAUAAAUAUUGCUCUAGACAUGAAGACAUGUUUUCUGCUCAUUAGGAUUCAGAGUAUUCAGUUUCUUAUUUAUUU
Molecule: messenger RNA, 1480 nt
Organism: Crotalus tigris (Tiger rattlesnake)
Lineage: Eukaryota; Metazoa; Chordata; Lepidosauria; Squamata; Viperidae
Gene: MOS
Product: MOS proto-oncogene, serine/threonine kinase
Exons: 1
Coding region: 258-1301 (347 amino acids)
Biological process (GO): protein phosphorylation
Molecular function (GO): protein kinase activity; ATP binding
Source: RefSeq, a predicted model, not a curated record